AUGGUCGACUCCAUGCCGAAUGCAGAGUCACCUUUGACAGUUGGUGCCUUGAAGAACAAAGGCACCACAUUUUCAUGGUUGUCAAAUGGUGGUAUUGUGAAACUGAACUUGAUGCUUGUUCUGUUCCAAAUAUCAAGUUAUGCUACGGGUUACGAUGGUUCUAUGAUGAACGGGCUACAGUCUCUCACCACCUGGCAAAAUUCUUUCAACAACCCUGGAGCAUCUGAGCUUGGCCUUUUGAACGCCAUACAGAAUGUCGGUCAGCUCAUCACGAUGCCUAUCUGUGCCUACAGCUGUGAUAAAUUCGGCCGUCGUCCGGUGCUUUUUCUCGGAGCCUUUAUACUGACAAUUGGCGUCGCUCUUCAAGGUGCAGCACAGAAUGUCGGCAUGUUUAUUGCUGCGCGUGGCAUCAUCGGUAUGGGUCUCGUAUUAAACAUUACGGCAGCGCCACUUUUGCUUUUGGAGCUUGCAUACCCUGGGCAGCAGGGACCCCAGGUCGCUAUCUAUAAUAGUCUUUGGAACUUAGGUGCGUUGGUAGCUGCUUGGGUUACCUACGGCACGUUCCGUAUUGACAGCACCUGGGCAUGGCGCAUUCCAUCAGUUCUACAAGGUCUCUCUAGCGUCAUCCAGAUCGGACUUUGCUUCUUGGUUGAAGAGUCACCACGAUGGCUAAUUAGUAAAGAGCGUGAUGAGGAAGCCAGACAACUUAUUUGCAAGUAUCACGCCAACGGCGACGACUCUGAUCCUCUUGUCUCUCUUGAGAUGGAAGAAAUUCGUACCGCUCUUCGUCUAGAAGCUGAGGCACGGCGUAAUACAUCAUAUUUGACAUUCUUCCAGACCAAGGCGAAUAUAAAACGAUUUUUCAUCAUUUUGUCCGUGGGUUUCUUUUCACAAUGGAGCGGAAAUGGCCUCAUUUCCUAUUACCUGACCUUGAUCCUUGAUUCAAUCGGCUACACGGCUGAAAGCACCCAAACACUUAUCAACGCGCUGCUGACGUUAUGGACCUUACUCUGGAGUGUUCUCUUCGCCACUGUGAUGAACAAGUUUGGUCGGCGCACUUUGUUCCUCAUUUCCACCGCAGGGUCACUGGCUGUUUAUAUCGUCUGGACUGGUCUUGAAGCUACGUACGAGAAAAAGACAGCACUCGAAGGAACAGGUGGCGAUGGAUAUGCUAAGGGUGUUUUGGCCAUGGUAUUUUUAUUCAACUUCUUCUUCUCUAUCGGUUGGACCCCUUUGCAAGUCACGUAUUGUAUCGAGAUCCUACCAUUCGAUUUACGUGCCCGCGGAUUGGUGUUGUACAAUCUAUUCGUCGCCCUUGCAGGUAUCUUCAACCAAUAUGUCAACCCAAUCGGCGUGACCAACAGCAAGUGGAAAUACUAUAUUACUUACGACGUGUGGCUACUAUUCGAACUUAUUGUGGUAUAUUUUCUCUUUGUGGAAACGGGAAAUCGCAGUCUGGAGGAAACUGCGGUCAUUAUGGAUGGAGAAGAGUAUGAGAACAAAUUGAUUGAAGGAGCGACAUCGGUUGCCGAGAAGGUGCUUUAUCAGGGAGCGAAAGAUGAUGUAGCGGUGGAAAGUAAAAGGCUGCCAGCUGAAUUAUAG
This is a messenger RNA of Talaromyces marneffei, 1602 nucleotides long. RefSeq lists its product as uncharacterized. Lineage: Eukaryota; Fungi; Ascomycota; Eurotiomycetes; Eurotiales; Trichocomaceae. Gene Ontology annotation, molecular function: carbohydrate:proton symporter activity. Gene Ontology annotation, biological process: transmembrane transport; carbohydrate transport. The coding region runs from base 1 to 1602 and encodes 533 amino acids. Gene Ontology annotation, cellular component: membrane. The record is from RefSeq and is a predicted model, not a curated record. The transcript has 2 exons.